Messenger RNA from Fusarium falciforme, 1443 nucleotides. RefSeq names its product MFS domain-containing protein. Gene Ontology annotation, biological process: pantothenate import across plasma membrane. The transcript is spliced from 4 exons. NCBI's taxonomy places the organism in Eukaryota, Fungi, Ascomycota, Sordariomycetes, Hypocreales, Nectriaceae. Gene Ontology annotation, cellular component: plasma membrane. The record is from RefSeq and is a predicted model, not a curated record. Gene Ontology annotation, molecular function: pantothenate transmembrane transporter activity. Bases 7 to 1443 code for a protein of 478 amino acids.
GUCAAUAUGUUUUCGAGGGUCAAGGCUUAUCUGCAUGUCGACUACAAACCUGGAGAGCGGCGUCUGGUGCAAAAGAUUGACUUUUUCAUCUUGACGUUUUGCUGUCUGAGUUAUCUCGUCAACUACCUCGAUCGCAUGAACAUCAAUAAUGCCUAUGUUUCUGGCAUGAGGGACGAGGUCGGGUUCAAGGGAGAUCAACUGAACCAGGUCUUGACCUGCUUCACCGUCGGAUAUGUCCUGGGCCAGAUCCCCUCGAACCUGUCCCUCCAAUACAUCAAGCCUCGCAUAUGGUUCCCCCUCAUGAUGCUCCUCUGGGGCGCCCUCACCAUGGUCACCGCCUCUGCCCGCAAUCCCCAGUCCAUCAUGGCGAUUCGCUUCUUUCAGGGCAUUUGCGAAGCUUCUACAUUUGUCGGCACACACUACAUCCUCGGAUCUUGGUAUACUGAACGGGAGCUGGGAAAGAGGAGCGGCAUCUUUACUGCUUCUGGCCUGGCGGGCACCUUCAUCGGGGGUUUUAUACAGACGGGCAUACAUGAGAGUAUGGAUGGCCUGAGUGGGUUGAGUGGAUGGCGGUGGCUGUUCAUCAUCGACGGUCUCAUUACGAUUCCUGUCGCUGUGUAUGGCUUCUUGCUCUUCCCGGAUACACCACACACCACAACAGCAUUUUACCUCACCGAAGAGGAAAAGACCCUGGCCAUCUCACGAGUUCCGCCAUUAGAAGAACGACCUCCUCUCACACUGAGAUUCGCCAGAAGCGUCCUCACGUCCUGGUUCUGGUGGGGAUUCGUCAUCCUCUGGAUCAUCGCCGGCGAGACCGAAUCGUUUAGCUCCAACGCCCUCCUCGCCCUUUACAUGCAGAACCACCCAACCAAUACUUAUACUGUCUCCCAGCUGAACAAUUACCCAACCGGUGUCCCCGCCGUGGGCAUUGUUUCAACCAUGUUCUGGGCCACAUUGACAGACUUUCUAGGAGGGAAGCGUCACCUCGUGGGUUACUUUAUCGGGGUGACUGGCAUUGCAACCUCCAUCAUGAUCCUGGUAGCUUCCAAGGAUCCAACAAGCUCAGCAUCAACGAGGAUCACGUUUGCGGCAUACUACUGGGCUGGUGCUGUCUACGCCUGCCAGGCCACGUUUUUUGCGUGGUGCAACGACGCCAUGCGUCAUGAAUCUGCCAUGUUUCGAGGCGUCGUUCUCGCGGGCAUGAACGUCGGCAGCAACGCCGUCAAUGCCUGGUGGAGCAUUGUUUUCUACGGGGCUUCAAUGGCACCCUGGUUCAUUAGAGGGAUGUGGGCCAUGAUUGCGUGUUGUAUCGCCUUGGUUCUAUGGUGUGCAGCGUUGACUUGCAAAGAUCGCAAGUAUCUUAAAGCGAAGGAGGCUAUGGAUUGUGAGACAAGGGGGCUGAACCAGAGUCAGGAGCAGGAUGCUGAGAAGAACAAGGGCUGA